GGGGGGCGCUGUCUUUGUCAAAAUUCUAAUUCUAAAUACAUUAUAUAUAUAAUAUUCGAGAGUUAAUACUUCACUAGGGUGAAAGAAUAUUUGAAAGUUUCCCAUGCUGAGAGGAUAUGAAAAUAAGAAUUUUAGCGCGAUGGGAGGAACCUAACGUAGGAUAGAAACGACACUACAGCCCUAACGUCGAUAAAACUUCAUAAUUUACAAUUAAGAGACGAAGAAAGUGUUUAUAGGCGUCAAAGAGUGCUUGAAGCUUGCUCAAAUAUCCACACGCCUACGCAGAACAAUUCAAAAAUUCAGACGAAGUAUUGUCUCGAAACUUCAACGUCUUUGUAUCAUUCCUAACUUCAGUGUUCGGAAAAUGCCUUUGGUCGUCGAUCCUGCGUUUCAUGGAGUAAAAGAGAAGCCAGAUGGAAUACAUAUAUGGCGGAUCGAGCAAAUGCAAGUGGUUGCUCUCGACAAGAAUGAAUACGGACAUUUUCAUACGGGAGAUUCGUACAUCUUACUUUACAAAAACAAAAGAUCCAAGGAAUACAACGUUCAUUUUUGGCUUGGAAAAACCACAUCGAGGGAUGAAGCUGGUACAGCAGCAAUCAAAGCAGUAGAGCUGGAUGACUGUCUCAGUGGAAUUCCUGUACAAUAUAGAGAGGUUCAAGAGCACGAAAGCAAGAAGUUUCUAUCUUACUUUAAAAAUGGCAUCCAGUAUCUGAAAGGUGGCGUCGCAACCGGCUUCAAAAAUGUCGAGAAGGAAAACAUUCAAAGGUUAUUGCAAAUCAAAGGUGGAUUUCACCCACGAGUUUAUACAGUGCCUUGUGAAGCGUCUUCAAUGAAUGAUGGCGAUUGUUUUAUCUUGGAUCUCGGUGGAGAACUGAUUAUGUGGUCUGGAGAACAUGCGAACCGUAGAGAGAGAAUCAAGGCAAGUGAAGUGAUGAGGCAGAUUAGAGAUGAAGAACGUGGAGGCAGAAGUGGUCUCUUUUUUGUCGAAUCUGGCGAAGAUUCACAAACGUCCCAUAAGUUCUUUGAAAUCGUGGGUAGCCCUCAAGAUGUGAAAGACGCCAGUGAAGGAGGAAGCGACACAAAAACACAAAACGCGCCGAUUUCUUUGUACAGAGUUACAGACUCGACAAGAGAUGGUAAAGUUGUCAUGGAGAAGGUAGCAAAUGCGCCACUCGAGCAAAAAAUGCUCGAUGCAAAGGAUUGUUUCAUUGUGGAUGCUGCUGAAAACGGAGUGUUUAUCUGGGUUGGAAAGCAAGCAAGCAUUGUCGAAAGAAGAAGUGCCAUGCUAAAGGCGGAAGGUUAUAUCACAGCUAAAUCCCUUCCUCAAUGGACACCCGUGACGCGAGUGAUUGAAGGAGCUGAGACGGUGUUAUUCAAAGCGGCGUUUUCCAAAUGGAAUUACGAAGUGCCAAAAAACGCUCUUAGCCCCGGCGCAACGUCUGGUCGAGGAAUCGCCAGCAGCGUCGUCAAUAAGUUCGACGUCAGCGCCAUGCAUAAAAGCGCCCGUGAGGAAGCUUCCAUGCCCGAUGAUGCUCGGGGUUCUAUUCAAAUAUGGAGGGUGGAAGAUUACGAGCUGGUCGACUGGCCAAAAGACAGAUAUGGAAUAUUCUUUCAAGGAGACAGUUACGUCAUUUUGUACACAUACGGGAAGUUAAACGACAGAUACAUUAUCUACUACUGGCUGGGUCUUGACAGUACUCAAGAUGAGCAAGGUGCCGCGGCAUUACUUACUACGAAACUUGAUGACAAAUUUGAAGGCCAGCCCGUGCAGCAACGUGUUGUACAAGGUCAAGAACCCGAACAUUUCCUGCGCAUACUCAAAGGGAAUAUGAUAGUGAAACGUGGUGGAAGAUCUAAGGGGGCAGCGACCGUAAAUGAAGCAGAAGAACAAGGAGGAACUGUUCAUUUGUACAAAGUACGCGGCACAAAUAACUGGAAUGUACGAUGCAUCCAGGUCGACCUGACCGCUACAUCACUCAACAGUAACGAUGCAUUCAUUCUUGUCAACCCGCGUGGAUCCUACGUGUGGUGCGGAAAACGCGCGAGUGGUGACGAGCGAGAGUUUGCCAAAGAAGCCACGAAAAUGAUCUCGGAAUCGGCAAAGCGAUAUGAGCUCGUGAUGGAAGGGCAAGAACCGCAAGCAUUCUGGGAUGCCUUGGGCGGGAAGAAAGAAUACGUGUCAUCUCCCAAAGAUGAUUCGACGAUGGACGAUAGACCACCACGACUUUUUCAUUGCUCAAACGAUAAAGGAUACUUUUAUGCGGAGGAGGUGUUUGAUUUUACCCAAAGUGAUCUCGAGGAAGAUGACGUGAUGAUAAUGGACACAUUUAGAAAUGUCUACUUGUGGCUUGGCAAAGAUUGCAAUGAGACUGAGAAAAAAGAAGGCUUACUUACUUUGCAGAAAUACGUGAAUAGUUGUAAUGACGGUCGUGAUGCUAACAAAGUGAACUUGCUAGUGGUGAAACAAGGUCACGAGCCGAUUGGAUUUACCGGUUGGUUCCCAUCGUGGGACUCCGAGAAAGCCACGCAUGGCAAAAGCUUCGAGCAACUUAAACAAGAGCUCAGUGGAUCUGGAGUGACGAGCGUUGACGACGCUUUGAAGAUUUAUAACAAAAAAUACUCCCUCGAAGAACUCAAGAGAAAUCCACCACCUGAAGGAGUAGAUCCUUGUCAUAAGGAGCGUUUUCUAAGCAAUGAAGAAUUCCAACGUGUGUUCAAGAUGACGAUUGAAGCUUUUAAUAAGCUAUCACUAUGGAAACAAGGACAGGCGAAAAAAAGCGUCGGUAUAUUUUGACUGUCUGACAGUAGAGAAAAAUUGUUGAGUAGUUUAAUGUUGUCAAUGUACAUGCGCGGUUAUUGGUGUUAGCAAUUCGGACUGUGUAAUGUGGUUGAAUGUUUACACUAUUUUAGACUUCACUUGGCCUGAUAUGUUUGUCUAUAAUCUCUAGACAGCUAUUUAUAGAUCGUUUCGAGCAACAA
This is a messenger RNA of Xenia sp. Carnegie-2017, 2979 nucleotides long. Its product is annotated as villin-1-like. Bases 365 to 2794 code for a protein of 809 amino acids. Gene Ontology annotation, molecular function: phosphatidylinositol-4,5-bisphosphate binding; actin filament binding. Gene Ontology annotation, biological process: actin filament severing; barbed-end actin filament capping; actin polymerization or depolymerization. The record is from RefSeq and is a predicted model, not a curated record. The transcript is spliced from 17 exons. Gene Ontology annotation, cellular component: actin cytoskeleton; cytoplasm. Lineage: Eukaryota; Metazoa; Cnidaria; Anthozoa; Malacalcyonacea; Xeniidae.